Messenger RNA from Trifolium pratense (red clover), 1749 nucleotides. RefSeq lists its product as uncharacterized. Gene Ontology annotation, molecular function: protein binding. Lineage: Eukaryota; Viridiplantae; Streptophyta; Magnoliopsida; Fabales; Fabaceae. The transcript is spliced from 12 exons. The record is from RefSeq and is a predicted model, not a curated record. Gene Ontology annotation, cellular component: mitochondrion. The coding region runs from base 195 to 1481 and encodes 428 amino acids.
GGUUUACCACAUGACAUUGCUAAACCUUAGAAUUUGCCAAAAAUCAUAGGCUAAACAAGGUAACAAACUUAGUUUGAAUCCAUCAAGAAUUAGGGCAAGAAACUCGUUCCUUAAACCCAUCUCAAUUGCAUUAUAGUCCUAACUCUUCAUUCCAUUUGUUCCCUCAGAACCAAUCAACACUCCUUCAAGCAACCAUGUUUCGCAUAGCAUCAAGAAUCUCUUCAAGAACACUCGUUGCUCUAUCAGCAAGACCCUCUCCCAUUUCUUUUAGAUCAUAUAACACUGGUUUGGCUUUGGACAAAAACUUAGCUGUUGAUGAUGUUGUUCGGAUGAGUCAAUACGCUUUGAGACAAGCUAGGUCUGAAAAAUCAGUUGGUUCUUAUGGUAUGGGUUAUUUGGUGUUGAAGCAUUGCCUUUCAACUGAGUUAACUGAAGGAAAUGAUCCUAAACAUGAGAAUUCCAAAGGAAUUGCUUUGCUUGCUAUGUCUACAUUGUUUUCUGAAAGAGGAGAUUAUGUUGAUGCAAUUGAGCAGCUUAAUGGUGUUCAAGAAUUGUCUAAUUCUUACUUGGGUGUUAGAGUUGCUGCCUAUGAAGCUCAGGCUGGACUUCAUCUAGAGUUGGAACAGGAUGAUAUGGCAUCUGUGGUGGCUGAUAAAUGCAUAGAGCUUGUGGAGAAUGAGAAAACAGAAGAUUAUGAAGCUCUAAAUGUUCGUGCUAGAGCGCUUAAAGGGUUGACUGAACUUGUCAAGGGAGAUAUUAACUCAGCUGAAUCUUACUUUGACGAAUCUCUACGCAACAAGCUAUGUGAAGGCAAUGCUGCUCUAUCAUAUGCGGAGCUCCAACAAACAAGGCAGAACUACACAGUGGCUAAAGAGAUUUAUCAGCAUGUUUUAGAAGGAGCCAGUGAACUUGAAAAGAGUGGCAAUGUAUACUUAGGAGGUGGUAACCUGAACAUGGAGGGUUUAAUGAUGCAGGCCAUGUGUGGUUUAGGACAGCUUGAAUCACAUUUGAGUAACUUCCGUAAGGCCGAGGAGCAUUUGACAAAGGCAUUAGCCAAGGCAGAGCUUAUCUAUGGUGAAACACAUCCCAAGGUCGGUGUUAUCUUAACAAGUAUGGCUCUUAUGUAUAGGCGUAAAGCAAUUGAGGAGAAAUCAAGUUCGCUUGUGGUUCAAGAGGGUCUCUACAAUAAAGUUGCAAAAAUUUUGAAGUUUCCAGCAGCUGAAUCUGAAGGUACUGAUGCUGCUGCACCAUCGGUUAAGAGAAAUGAUAUAGUGGCGAGAAAUGAUAUAGUGGCUCUUGCAAGCGGUGGAUUAGCUGAAGUACUCAAUGUCCAAGAAAAUAGACGGAGUGAAGGAGAAAAGAUGAAGAAGUUGUCCAAGUCCUUAUGGAAAAACAGCAGGAUGUCUCUGGAUGAUUUUCUAGGAAAUACAGAAGCAAACAUAAGUCCAGUUGUUGAUGCUCGUAUUUCCAGGCUUCUGUAAAUUGAUCCAUCUUCUGCUGCUGUAGGUUUAGGUUGAACUAAUGAUAAAUGAAAAAAAUGUUAUGAUGACAAGACACGUAAAGUGAUGAUUGUGGUGAAGCAUUAGAUGAAUUCUUUAUGGUAGUAACAUAACACUAUCCAUUGUUGGAUAUAUUAGUACUUUAAUCAAUGAAUUAGGUUUAUUAUUGGGAACUUAUUAAAACUUGAAAUUUGAAACUUUCAGAUGAAGUUCCUCUUAUUUUUGUUUAUAAAUAUACUAGUUGCAUUGA